AUGAGUGGAAGAGGCAAAGGAGGAAAGGGUCUGGGUAAAGGAGGCGCCAAGCGUCACCGCAAAGUCCUCCGCGACAACAUCCAGGGAAUCACCAAGCCCGCCAUCCGUCGCCUGGCUCGCCGCGGCGGCGUGAAGCGUAUCUCCGGUCUGAUCUAUGAGGAGACUCGCGGCGUGUUGAAGGUGUUCCUGGAGAACGUGAUCCGCGACGCCGUCACUUACACCGAGCACGCCAAGAGAAAGACCGUCACCGCCAUGGACGUGGUCUACGCCCUGAAGAGGCAGGGCCGCACUCUGUACGGCUUCGGCGGUUAACAACCCGGAACCUGAAUGCAACACGACUCUCAACCCAACGGCUCUUUUAAGAGCCACACACACGUGCAACUACU
Messenger RNA from Solea solea (common sole), 386 nucleotides. RefSeq names its product histone H4. Gene Ontology annotation, cellular component: nucleosome. The transcript has a single exon. The record is from RefSeq and is a predicted model, not a curated record. Gene Ontology annotation, biological process: nucleosome assembly. NCBI's taxonomy places the organism in Eukaryota, Metazoa, Chordata, Actinopteri, Pleuronectiformes, Soleidae. Bases 1 to 312 code for a protein of 103 amino acids. Gene Ontology annotation, molecular function: protein heterodimerization activity; DNA binding; structural constituent of chromatin.